Molecule: messenger RNA, 1111 nt
Organism: Orcinus orca (killer whale)
Lineage: Eukaryota; Metazoa; Chordata; Mammalia; Artiodactyla; Delphinidae
Gene: POMC
Product: proopiomelanocortin
Exons: 3
Coding region: 157-942 (261 amino acids)
Cellular component (GO): extracellular region
Molecular function (GO): hormone activity
Source: RefSeq, a predicted model, not a curated record
AUAAGGACCGCGGAGAGCGAGCGGGACAAGGCGGCGCGAAGGAAGAGAAAGAGGGGAAGAAAAGUGACCGAGAGGGCGCCGAGCAUCCUCGCCCCGGCGCAGCGGGAGUCGCCCGAGAGCAGCCUCCCCGCGACAGAGCCUCAGCCUGCCUGGAAGAUGCCGAGAUUGUGCAGCACUUGUUCGGGCGUCCUGCUGCUGACCUUGCUGCUUCAGGCCUCCAUGGAGGUGCGUGGUUGGUGCCUGGAGAGCAGCCAGUGUCAGGACCUCACCACGGAAACUAACCUGCUGGCGUGCGUCCGGGCCUGCAAGCCAGACCUCUCGGCCGAGACGCCCGUGUUCCCCGGCAACGGCGACGAGCAGCCGCUGACCGAGAACUCCCGGAAGUACGUCAUGAGCCACUUCCGCUGGGAUCGCUUUGGCCGCCGGAACAGCAGCAGCAGCGGCGGCGCGGCCCAGAAGCGCGAGGAGGAGGGGGUGCCGGGGGGCGAAGGCCCGGGACCCCGCGGCGAUGGCGCCGAGCCGGGCCCGCGCGAGGACAAGCGCUCCUACUCCAUGGAGCACUUCCGCUGGGGCAAGCCGGUGGGCAAGAAGCGGCGCCCCGUGAAGGUGUACCCCAAUGGCGCCGAGGACGAGUCAGCCGAGGCCUUCCCCCUUGAGUUCAAAAGGGAGCUGGCCGGGGAGCGGCCCGAGCCGGCGCGCGGCCCCGAGGCCCCGGCCGAGGGCGCAGCCGCCCGGGCCGAGCUGGAGUACGGCCUGGUGGCGGAGGCCGAGGCGGCCGAGAAGAAGGACGAGGGGCCGUAUAAGAUGGAGCACUUCCGCUGGGGCAGCCCGCCCAAGGACAAGCGCUACGGCGGUUUCAUGACCUCCGAGAAGAGCCAGACGCCCCUGGUCACGCUGUUCAAAAACACCAUCAUCAAGAACGCCCACAAGAAGGGCCAGUGAGGGCGCAGUGGGCAGGGCUUCUCUCCCUGGGAAGUCGACCCCAAAGCCCCACCUCCUGCCCUCCUGCCGCCUCGCGGCCUGGGUGAGGCCUCGCCCAGGCGGUGAUGGCGCCAGGCAUUCCACCUUUUAGAGCUGUCUGUAGUUAGGCAAUAAAACCUUUCAAGUUUCG